CGGGUGAAAUUGGCUUGAGAUGAAGUUUGUCCGUAUUGGGCUGCCGUCCAAGCACCAGCUGCUUCGCUUUGUGUCACUCAGGCAGACUCUAGCAUUAGCGCUGGAGACGAUGAAAAUCACAGCUUGAAUGGAGGUGGAGGCUACGCAAGCUGCUUUGGCGACGUGGACUUGAAAACAGCAGAAACAAGGAGGCAGCGUGCUAAGAAAAAAAAGGUCCGGGGUCUUUUAUGACGCUGAGUCACAUCGUCUGCAUUGGGAGACAAACCAUACCCCCCGUGUCAUGAGGUUGUGAGAACUGCUGGGGACAGCCAUGACGGAGCUGGACAUCGACCAGUCUCACCUGCCCCGAGUCCAAGAAGUCUGUCAGUGCUUCGCAGUGCUGGAGGACGGGGCCUUGGCUCAUAACCUGCAGGAGCAGGAGAUUGAGCAGUACUACAACUCCAACGUGCAGAAGAACCAGCUGGUCCAGAAUGACAUCCGGAUCGCCAGGAGGCUGCAGGACGAGGAAGAUCAGCAGGCCCGGCUCAGCCAGGCCUCGCGCCAACUGGAGGAGCAGGACUCCGAGUACGCUCGGAUGAUUCAGGAGGAGAUUGAGAGACGCGCGGAGGAGGAGGCUCGCAGGAGGGAGGAAGAGGAUGAGGAAAUGGCAAAGCGGCUGCAGGAAGAAGAAGAGAUGGAGAUCAGGAGGCAGAGGCCUGACAGCGGCUGCCAUGGCGACACCAGUGACUUCACUCUCACUGAAGAGUAUGCCAGUGUACCCGCGCCGCCCUAUUCUCCUCGGCCUGCCCACGCCACCACCAGCCCCAGCCCUAGCCCCAGCCCCAGCUCCAGAUCCAGCGAGGAAGAAGGGGAGACUCACCGGCCUCCUGCCAGCAGGGGGCGAUCUUCUGUCUCUGACACUGACUCUGACUAUGCAGAGCCUCCUCCUGAGCCCCGGAACCAUGCUCCCCCGAACAACAUGGCCCCAUGCCAGGCUGACAGACAGACCGAUGCCCUGAGACUGAUUAGAAACCUACUUAAAGAGUCCUUAGGCCCCAGCUAUUGCUUUGACGAUGAGGUCUUCCUUAGACACCCUUCUAUGCCAGCUCACAGACUGCAGAAGCGGCUUAAUACUGCCCCCCCUGCUUACCAGGUCCUUGAUUACCACGCGCAGGGAAAUGGGCACCACAGUUUCCAUGGCAACGUCAGAGCAGGGGAAAGGGACAGCCGGGAAGAGAGGGUCAUGGGUUCAGGGAGGAGCAACAGAAGUAGGGACGAGAGAUUGCGUAGCAACAGUUACCAUGGAGAUUUAAGAUGGGAAGCGGGAGGAGCCGAAGAUUAUCGUGGCAGUGCUCAAGACAGAGUCCGCAGGUGGACAUACAGAGAGGGAGGGGGGGCCAGGGAGAGGCGUGUCCACUUCCAAGAUCAGGGGAGACGCUACAACAGUUACCAUGGCGACAGCAGGAGACCAGCAGCAACAGGCAGCCAUGAUAAUUUCGGGGACAGGGGUGUGGCGGCAAGGCGCAGCUGCCGUGGUGACUUCAGGCAGGUGACAGGUGGCAGCAGAGGCUACCACGACAAUUACAGGAGCGGAGAAGACGGUGGCCGUCACCACGGUCAGUUCCUACAGAGGAACGUGUCUGCAAGGCGCAGUUACCAUGGAGACUUCAGGGGCAGAAGGAGAGAUUCGAACAGAGAUGAUCAUAGAGGGUAUGAUGAAGGGAGCAGCCAAAGUGGGCACAGGGUGAGCUACCGCGAAAACGGUACGAUCCAGACAAUCCAGGAGGACAGGGUUUACCAGCGGGGCGGUCACCGUGACGAUCGUGGCCACGGAGACAGGAGGGAAUGGGAGGGAAGGGGACACAGGAGCAGAAUGGGGAGAGAGGAGGAGGAGGAGGAGGAGGGCGGGGCUGACGGACGUCACCGUGGCGAGCGGAGGGUGAGGCGAAGCGUGAGCGAGCGCUGGCGGGGGCACGAGGAGGAGGAGCCUGGCUGGGAGGAGGAAGGGGGAUUGAGGGAGGAGAGACGGCGGAGCGAAGGAGUCCGGCGCUGUGUCAGCUUCUCCAGUCGCACGGCGCCCCCCGGUGGUGGACACAGGGGAGCAGGGGCGGCGCCGCGGCAGGACGGGGGCUGCCUGGAACUCGGGGAGCUGGAGCAGGUGCUGCGGGACGAGGAGCUGGCCCGCAGGCUGCAGGAGGAAGAGGAACGACUGCUCAGGAAGAGCCCGCGGUCCUCGUCCGGCCCGCGGUCCUCGUCCGGCCCUCGGAACUCCGGCGCCAGGGAAGACUUCAGAGCAGCUCAGGUGGCACAGGAUGAGGAGAUAGCCCGCUUCAUGCAGAGGCAGGAGAGGAGGUCCCAGCACCAGUCAUGUGACGUGGAAGGUCAGGGGUCACAGUGGAGCCACAGAGAACCAGGCGAUGCCCAGGAGAGAAGAUCUGCUCGGGAGAGGAGGCAGGUGGAGCUGCCCCGGACACCUCGCGAGAGGCUGGACUCAGAGGGACUCAACUCACCAGGAGAGGACCUGUCCCCAGACUGCCAGCCCCCCAGCCCCAACUGCACCUCACCGUGA
Messenger RNA from Megalops cyprinoides (Indo-Pacific tarpon), 2548 nucleotides. Its product is annotated as filaggrin-like. The record is from RefSeq and is a predicted model, not a curated record. NCBI's taxonomy places the organism in Eukaryota, Metazoa, Chordata, Actinopteri, Elopiformes, Megalopidae. The transcript has 11 exons. Bases 311 to 2548 code for a protein of 745 amino acids.